GAACAGAAGCUCUUCCAUGGAAACAAGGGACGCUAGUCUGCUGGUAUGAGUGAGUGAAUAGUUAAAACAAGAUGAAACCGGAUAUAUUGUGUUAUUCGAUAGAAGAUGAAUUGUUCAGAGGUUAGGAGAUAUCCAAAUGAAUUCAAAGAAAGCGCAAUAUGCAGAUAAUACUAGCUACUAUCGGUUUGGCUACUAUCUAGCUUAGAAUGUUUCCCCUGUGUGGUAAAUACCAAAAGAGAGGAACAUGUAAGGGGAAAAAAACGACUGACGACGUAACGGCCAGCUCAUGAGAACCAGCUGAAACAUGUGGAAGGUAAGCGGUCGGAGUUCGGCUCUGAACCGGGCUGAGGCGCUGCUGUCAGCCAAGAGGAGCAGCACAGGAGACGGAGGAGGCUCCACCCAGGACUCGGCCACCAAAACACAGGGAACCUCCUUCAGAACCGGACAUGUUCCUCCAAACAGCCACAACUUGUUCUCUGACCUGAGUGACCUCGCCUCAGAGACCUCUGCUUCUGAACAGGGUGCUGCAUCUGCCAGACUUGCUAAUAUACAAGAAAACCUUGAGAGAAAGGGAGAUUCAACCCAGGAUCUCAGGCCUCAGAGUUCACUGGGAGAAGGGAGCAGGUUCCUAAAGAAGGCUCCAAAACCAGCUAACAGCAGCCACUCGCCUGUCAGCAGGAACCGAGCGCAGGCUGUGGUACAACAAAGAUGUGUGUCAUCCUCCCAGCGUUGCUCUCAGGCUCCAGCCUUGCGUAGGCUAGCUGAAAUCGAGAGUCGUGUCCGGAGCCGCAAGCAGGAGCUAGAACAGGCUAAGAAGGCCUCAGCAGCUGUCCUCAGUCCAGCCUCGGAUGUGGAAAUGUCGCCAGCUGCAGCCGUCCAGAUCAGGGAGGCCUCUGCGGCGUUGUCAGUGCGGUUCGACACUGACCAGAACCAGAGGGAGAAAUGUUUCCUCAAAAAGAAAAACUCUGCUCCCCCCGAGGCAACAAAACCUGCUGCUGCUGGCGUCGUGUUCAGAUCACGAGCCGGGAAUGCUGUUGAACGUUCUGGAGGGUUGGAGAGGAAGCCAAGGAGACCAAUGAGAGGUGUGAGUCUGGAAAGUGAUGAAGAAGACAUGAUGAAACUGCUUGGAGACUCGGUAGAAUUGAUCAGCAUGUCCGGACCCGGGACAUCUUCAUCUGUGAAAAGACCACACAGGACACUCAGCAGUCCCAGUGAGAAGGAUGAAAGGCCAGCUGCUGCAAGCCCUUCACUGCCCUCUCCUUCCUGUCACAGCUCUCCGUUCCGAUUCACCGGUCAGGCCCAGGCCCAGUUCAGUCCUUCGGCGCUGUCCCCGUCGCCCCCUUCACUCCGCCGCCCCGCCACCACCUCAGAGAGGCAGGGCUCCUCUCAGAAGGCAGAGGAUCCGCGGCGCAGCCACUCAUCCUUGUCAAGCCGUGCUGAAGUGCUUUCUCUGGAGGAGCUGGUCCCUGUGGGGCCGGGAUCUGAGCAUCCACACAGUCACAUGAGCUCAGCUUCUUCAGAAGAGAUCAGGGUCAAUGUGAUGACUCUCCAUGAGCUGACUCCUUCUAAAACGCCAGGAAUACAGAGCUCAUCAAAUUACCAAGAGACUCAUUUUACUGAUUUGGCUUUGGUACCAAUGCAGAAUCAAAACAAAAUGGCCGACGCUGUCCCUGGAUCCCAAAGUAGACGCCAGCUGUCACCAUGGGAGGAGGAGGAAGAGGCGGCAGUGGAUUAUAACAGCGACUUUGAAACUGAUUCUAGCGCCAGGCAGAUUUCAGAGUACCUGGGAGGAGGUGAUGAUGAGGAAGCAGAGGUUAGAUCAGAGGUUAGAUCAGAGGUCAGAUCAGAGGUCAGAUCAAAGGUCACACAGGCGGUUUCCAGGACAGACGAGUCUCUCAGGAAGAUGGAAGAUGAUUAUUCCAGUACUUUCUCCAGUGUGAGAUCAGAAUUGAUCAGCAGAAGCAGACGGAGCUUUUCUCAGCAUUCAGGAAGGCAUGCUUCAGUCAGGAGGAGUUUCAAAGACGCAGCAGCACAGACGUGGCCUGAUCCACCAGGGGACUCCUGGUCAGCAGGUACGGCUCCGCUGGACCCCAUGGUUGGCAGGAUCUAUGUGGGGCCCACGCAUGUGUCCCCCCAUGCCUUCAGUGCAGACAGGUUAGAAGCUGUGAGCAUGUUGGACCCAGCUGGAUUUGCUCUGAAUGAAAUGCUGAAGCAGCAGCUGGCCAUGACUAAGCAGUUCAUGGAGCGCAGUGAACAUCUCCAUACCUGCCUGAUUCAAAGCCUGGAGCCCCCCAACUACAGAUACACCACCCUGGAGGAAACCAUGCUGAGCAUCCGCAGGCGCAGACGUCCCAAACCUCACAGGGAGAAAACAUAGAGAAGGUUCUACAGGAAAUGGAGGCUGAGCCAGCUGCUUCAGAAACAUCCUGACCACUUUCUACAUUCACUAAAACAUUUUAAUAAUGGAUUGUUGUAGCAAAGACAAAAUAAAACAACAAACAGAGUUAAUAAA
Molecule: messenger RNA, 2512 nt
Organism: Gambusia affinis (western mosquitofish)
Lineage: Eukaryota; Metazoa; Chordata; Actinopteri; Cyprinodontiformes; Poeciliidae
Gene: lg10h19orf44
Product: linkage group 10 C19orf44 homolog
Exons: 10
Coding region: 305-2377 (690 amino acids)
Source: RefSeq, a predicted model, not a curated record